GAAAAGUUCAAAGAUGUCCUCGACAACAGAACUCAUCGAUCUUCAAGCGGAUAAUGAUAAUCCUCAUCCCAGUCCCAGCCCCAACUCAAAAUCCAAUUUCACUGCCAACACCAACACCAAUACUACCGACCAAACCGACCAAACAACCCUCCACUCCUACACCUACGACAUCGAAACCAAGGAGCCUGUCGAGGAGGACCAAAUCCAUCACACUCACACUCACACUCACACAGAUGCCGGUCCCCCCGACGGCGGAUUCGCGGCCUGGUCCGUCGUGCUCGGCGCGUGGUGUGCCCUGUUUUGCAGUUUUGGGUGGACGAAUAGCAUCGGCACGUUCCAGACAUACUACGAGACGACGCUGCUGAGCGGGUAUUCGGCGAGUACGAUCGCGUGGAUUCCCUCGUUGGAGGUGUUUUUCAUGUUUUUGAUGGGCCCCAUCGUCGGCACCCUCAGCGACACACUCGGCCCACGCAGUGUCCUCGUGGGAGGGACCUUCCUGCACGUAUUCGGGCUAAUGAUGACGUCCAUCUCGACCCAAUACUACCAGGUGCUUCUCUCGCAGGGCGUCUGCAGCGCGAUGGGCCUGUGCGCGAUCUUCCAGCCGUCGAUGAGCGCGAUCCCGAGCUGGUUCGACCAGCGCCGCGGAACCGCGUACGGCAUCGUGGCGACCGGCUCCAGUCUGGGCGGGAUCGUCUUCCCGAUCAUGGUGGACCGGCUGAUCAAGGAGGUCGGGUUCGCGUGGGCGAUGCGCGUCGCGGCGUUCCUGAUCCUGUUCUUGCUGGUGUUUUCGUGUAUGUUUGUGCGGGCGCGCGUCGCGCCGCUCAAGCUCCAGCAUCAGAUGGAUAGGGAGGUGUUGGUCAGGCCGUUUAGGGAGGUCAAGAUGUGGUUGCUUAUACUCGGCUUUGUGUUCUUGACGUUCGGUGUGUAUAUCCCCAUUGAUUAUUUGGAGAUGGCGGCCAUGAGUCAGGGGAUGAGUGCGGCGAUGGCGCAGUAUUUGGUCCCGGUUCUGAAUGCGGGGAGCUUUUUCGGCCGCAUGCUGGCGGGCGUCUUCUCGGAUAAAGUCGGCGCGUAUAAUAUCUUCAUCUCGGUUGGCACGUUCACGGGCAUCUUGGUCCUCGCCGUCUGGGUCCCCGCGACCAGUAACGCGGGGAGUAUCGUCUUUUCCGUCCUGUUUGGCUUCUCGUCCGGUGCUUACUUCUCUCUUGCGGUUGCUUUGGUGGCGGGGAUUGCGCCGCCGAGGGAGAUUGGGUAUUGGACGGGGGUGCUCUUCCUGUUCGCAUCGGUUGGUGGUCUGACGACCAAUCCUAUUGGGGGCGCUAUUCUGCAGCAUGAUGAUGGGUCGUAUACGGGUAUGAAGAUCUACUCGGGCGUGCUCUUGAUUGCGGGCAGUCUGUUCGUCAUGGGAACGCGCAUCCGUCAGACGGGAUGGGUGCUGAAGAAGAAGUUUUGA
Molecule: messenger RNA, 1450 nt
Organism: Aspergillus heteromorphus CBS 117.55
Lineage: Eukaryota; Fungi; Ascomycota; Eurotiomycetes; Eurotiales; Aspergillaceae
Product: MCT family MFS transporter
Exons: 4
Coding region: 14-1450 (478 amino acids)
Biological process (GO): transmembrane transport
Cellular component (GO): fungal-type vacuole membrane
Molecular function (GO): transmembrane transporter activity
Source: RefSeq, a predicted model, not a curated record